CAGGUGUUAAAUUACAGGAAGCGUGUGGGUGUUUUGAAUUGAAUCUGAAAAGUAGCCUGUCAGGAAUUGUCACUUUCUCUCGAGAUCUUGUGUCCACCUGACAUUUAGCAUCGGUUGAAACUUGGAACGGGAAUUAAAGUCGAAACAAAAAUGAGUAAAAUUUCUAAGCUGUUUAAAGGGAGCUCCUCGAGCUCCUCCUCCAGGCCCAGUUCCAGUUCUGGGUCCAGCUCUAGAUCCAAACACAGGUCUCGGUCUAGUCCAUCACCUCAGGAGGCCAUCAACAGACUGAGAGAAACAGAGGCGAUGUUAACGAAGAAACAGGAAUAUUUAGAGAGCAGAAUCGAGCAGGAGAUCAUGAUUGCCAAAAAGAAUGGUACCAAAAACAAAAGAGCUGCACUUCAGGCACUUAAGAGAAAGAAACGUUUUGAGCAGCAGUUAAUACAGAUUGACGGGACCCUUUCCACCAUUGAGUUCCAGCGAGAGGCCCUGGAGAACGCCACCACAAACACAGAGGUUAUGAAGAACCUAGGUUAUGCAGCCAAAGCCAUCAAAGGUGUUCACCAGACCAUAGAUCUGGAUAAGAUUGAUUCGCUCAUGCAGGAUAUUACAGAACAGCAGGAAAUUGCUCAGGAGAUCAGUGAUGCCAUCUCACAACCGUUUGGUGAUCAGUUUGAUGAGGAUGAAUUGUUGGCAGAGCUGGCAGAGUUGGAACAGGAGGGCGUAGAAGAAAGUAUGAAAAAUACGGGUAGAUUGCCAAGUGUACCGUCAACCAAACUACCCACCGCAAGACCAAGCCAUCGUUCGACAUCCAGAAAGAGAGUGGAGGAUGAUCAUGACAUGAAGAAGUUGGCUGCCUGGGCUUCCUAGGAAUGAAUACCUUACUUUAAAACUUUUCUUUUCAUUGUCAUGCACACACAUACAUACUGUAUAUAUUUAAUACAGUAUGUAUGUAUGUAUGCAUAUGUGUGGGUGUGUAUGUUUGCACUCUCAAAAUCCUAUACUUUAGUGUCAUGGUCUGCACUGCCAGGAAUUUGUGUCAAAUUGUGAUGGCUUUUAAAAAAUAUUGUUGAGAGAAAAAAGUUGAACAUUUAUAGUAUUUGUAGCAUUUGUUAAUCUUUAAGAUGAAGGAUUUUGCUGGAAAUAUGUUAAUAAUAUUUUAUGAGUGAAGGAUUAACCGUUUUUAUGUAAAUGUAGAUUACUGGGAUCCGGGUCAAAAUAAAGUCAUA
This is a messenger RNA of Triplophysa rosa, 1226 nucleotides long. RefSeq names its product charged multivesicular body protein 4C (gene chmp4c). Gene Ontology annotation, cellular component: multivesicular body; ESCRT III complex; cytoplasmic side of plasma membrane. The transcript is spliced from 5 exons. The coding region runs from base 151 to 867 and encodes 238 amino acids. NCBI's taxonomy places the organism in Eukaryota, Metazoa, Chordata, Actinopteri, Cypriniformes, Nemacheilidae. The record is from RefSeq and is a predicted model, not a curated record. Gene Ontology annotation, biological process: late endosome to vacuole transport via multivesicular body sorting pathway; vesicle budding from membrane.